ACACAUGAAGACGGCAGACAGUGAGUGAGCAAGAGAGAGAGAGACAGGGAGAGGGAGGGAGGGAGUCAGUGUUAGUAGAGCGCAGACAGAAGACAGGCACUAAAGGAGGCUGUCGGACAGAAACACCACGAUCAUGAGUCAGAAACACACUGCAGUAUAGAGACACACACUGAGGAGCAAACAACAGCAAGACGGCGACUGAAGGAGCCUGUGUUUGAAUCUGUGAGACAGACAGACAGACAGAGAAAGAGGCUGCCGUCUCUUGGUCUUCUCCCCGUUGGUGUGAGGUUGUGGCAGGCAUGGCGUCGGAGCCGGGCACCCAGUCCAGAGUGAUGUUUCAGACCAAAGUGGAGGAGCCUGCCCAACGCAAACUGGGCAAACUGACGGUCAAAUACAACCGCAAAGACCUCCAGAGGAGGCUGGACAUCGAGGAGUGGAUCGACGGGCAGCUGCACCUGCUGUACGGCUGCGAGGAGGAGGAGGUUCCCGAGCUGGAGAUCGACAUCGAUGAACUUCUAGAGCUGACAGAUGCAGAACAGAGAUCUCGACUGCACGAGCUUUUGCAAGAAUGUGGAAAGCCAAAGGAGGACUUUAUCAACGGUCUGCUGUACCGGAUGAAGGGACUGCGGAAGAUGUCAGGAUCUCUGAAGAAAUAGUUUUAGGUCAAAGGCUGGAUUUUUCAAGAUAAUGUGAAGCACCCGGCCACGCCCCUAACCCCACCCACAACAAUAAGCCCCGCCCACUCCUCCUGUCUGUACUGUAGAGCGCUGUGAGUCUGUCUGUGGACGUUUCUUUAAGUCACCGCACUCAUGGGUCAACGACAGACACUUCCAGAAACUGUGUUUUUGACCACUAAUAAUUCUGUCGUUUCUCCAGCAUUGCAAAUAAAACUAAUGGCCUAUUAUUACUUAAAUGAG
Sinocyclocheilus grahami is the source of this 917-nucleotide messenger RNA. Its product is annotated as protein phosphatase 1 regulatory subunit 14C-like. The coding region runs from base 300 to 656 and encodes 118 amino acids. The transcript is spliced from 4 exons. NCBI's taxonomy places the organism in Eukaryota, Metazoa, Chordata, Actinopteri, Cypriniformes, Cyprinidae. The record is from RefSeq and is a predicted model, not a curated record. Gene Ontology annotation, molecular function: protein serine/threonine phosphatase inhibitor activity. Gene Ontology annotation, cellular component: cytoplasm. Gene Ontology annotation, biological process: regulation of phosphorylation; innate immune response.